AGGCCCGGCGGCGGCGGUUUUGCUUUCCUGCCCGUAGCACCGCUACAACGCUAUCCGCUGCCCGCCUGCCUGCUGCUACGCACCGCCGCUAUCCACAUACCAAGGAAGACGAAACAGAAAAGACUGACCGCAAAGAAGCAGCAGGAAAGCCGUCGGGAGACAAUGGCUCCGGUCGGACGCGCAGUUGGGGGGCUUGUGGUUGUGUGCGCAUGCCUUGCGCCUGCCACUGACGCGUUCUUCACCGGCGUUGCGUUGCCUUCCAGCCGAGCAGGAGCGGCGAGGGGCGGGAACGGAGCUCUUGAAAUGGCCAAGCACAGGCAGAACAAGGGCACCAAAAAGCACGUCAAGAACAGGCCGCGCAAGUCCCGCCUGUCAGACCGGAACCGCAAGCCGACCGACUACUCGAUCGAGGUCAACACGAACGGCAACUUCCCGGGCGCGCCGCCCGUGUUCGAGCUCGAGUCGGAGCCCGAGGAGGGGAUCGACACCAAGGCGUCGGUGAUCGAGGCACUCGCCUCGGCCGAGUGGGACGCGGAGCAGGCGGCCAAGCCGGCUGUAGACGAGAGCAAAGAGAUGGAGGUCAUCAUGGGGGGCGACUGGAAGGUCCUCGAGACAGCUUGAAUGAAGCACACCGCCAUUGUUUUCGUGGAGGAAAUAGCUUUGGGUAGUAAGUUGGUCUGUGACCGCGGAAGGCAGUCGUAUCAGUAGUCGAGUGUUAGUAGGUACCGAGUAGAGAGACCGGAACGACUUUUAUCGUGACGACGAUAGCAAGGGAAAGAACCAGCGGGCCCAGCGACCGAUUGAUUGGUCGAUCGCGGUGUCGUCGCCUCGAUUGUGGCUACUACUAUAUUUUGUCAUCGCUUGAUUUGUUGUCGUCUCGUGUUGGUGGGCGGGGUGGCUAAGCUGCACACCAAAUCCCGUGAACAAUCGGCUCUUUCUGAAUUCGUUCAAGUUGGUCGAGGUGCGAGACGUGGGAAAUCUUUUUGGGUGGGUACCGGGCAAGCUGUGUGGCUGUCGCGACCGCCCAAUGCUGUUGGUCUAGAGUUGGGGCUGCCUGUCGUAUCGUAGGCGGGGGACUUUUGUUACUUUGGUCCCUGCUACCCAUUACCCUAACCGGGGGGACAGGUGGCGUUAGCGCCCCGCGGCUAAGGCUUGUCGAGUUCGCGAAGUAGCCCGCAGGGUUGCCUCACGUGCAGGUAUACGGUCGCCUCACGGGCAGCCUUACAAUCCGUCCUUACAUGAUUGAAUACCGUUGUUCUUGAGAGGCCUAAGCUAGACGGGUAUGCAAGGCCAUCCGCCUUAGGGGUUAGCUGGCGUGUUUUUUUUUCACCCAUAGCAUAGCGUGUGCUUAAGCCUGCAGUCGUAGACGACGGCCGUUGGAGAACCAAGACCUCAGCUUUCCCAAGUGCCCUUUGUUUUGUCCACCUUGCUGUGUUUGUCCCUUCAUGCUCGCGAUAUGUUCGUGCGUGUGUGUGUGGUCCGCAUACGCGAUAACGACAAGUUCGAUCCCUUUCUAGUUCGGUUGUUUGUCCAUCCGGAUGGCUACUGAUCAUGGCGACAGACAUAUGUAAGCCCUCCAUCAUAGACCGAUUCUGAAAGGACCAGAGGCGGGGGCGCAGAAUAUCAUACCAUGGAGGGCGU
Molecule: messenger RNA, 1641 nt
Organism: Ectocarpus sp. CCAP 1310/34
Lineage: Eukaryota; Phaeophyceae; Ectocarpales; Ectocarpaceae
Source: the annotation of a GenBank genome assembly